AUGUUCCUAUGUGGAAAUCCGGUCCUUAUUGUAACACCCUUGCAACAAUUGCUAUUAUUUUACAAAAUCGGUCAAGAAGUUCAAAAAUGGAGCGGAUGUAUGAAGCGAUCGGAUGACGGUGGGGCCACGUGGUCGGAAAGAGAACAACUUCCUCCCGGCAUAUUGGGACCGAUUAAAAAUAAGCCAAUCUUGCUAGAAAACGGGGACUUGCUCUGCGGAUCUUCGGUCGAGAGCUGGAAUUCUUGGGGUGCAUGGAUGGAGAUAACUGCGGAUUUAGGCCGAUCGUGGAGAAAAUACGGGCCGAUAUACAUUCAAAAUAAAUCUCUAAGUGUGAUUCAACCCGUUCCUUACAAAACCGCAAAAGGAAAUUUACGUGUUCUUUUGAGAUCAUUCGAGGGUAUUAAUAAAAUUUGCAUGUCCGAAUCGAAUGACAACGGUCACACAUGGGAUUACGCGAGGCCAACCGAAUUGCCAAAUCCAAAUUCAGGAAUUGACGGAGUCAAGUUGAGCGACGGGCGUUUAGUGCUUGCUUACAAUACAAUUUCGCGGGGUGUGCUAAAAGUUGCGGUUUCUAUAGACGACGGUGACACCUGGCAAGAUGUUGUCACGCUAGAAGAGAACGCGGGAAUGGAGUUCUCUUAUCCAGCUGUUAUUCAAUCAAAUGAUGGAUUAGUACACAUCACUUAUACUUAUAAUCGGACACAAAUCAAGCAUGUUGUCUUUCGACCUAAUUGAUUGAACGGAGCGCGUUCGGGGAAGCAUUUUUUGCGGAAAGGUACUUUAUUUUCGGCAUCGAAGCGUAUUAAAUACGUAUUUACUUUCAUUUGUAUUUAUAUAUUAUUCAUCAAGACGAUGUUUUUGUUAAUUAUUAAAGCCCCGAAUCUGUAAAUUCAGGUUCGUGUAUUAUAAACUCUCUUUGGAGUCAUUCCACUUUGGGCUUUUGCAUCGUAGACCUGCAAAAAUGGAUCGGGAGGGGUGCCCCCAGCGAUAGCACUCCGACGCCCAAAUUAGAAUACCUCCAAGUCUCGUA
Molecule: messenger RNA, 1030 nt
Organism: Erythranthe guttata (spotted monkey flower)
Lineage: Eukaryota; Viridiplantae; Streptophyta; Magnoliopsida; Lamiales; Phrymaceae
Source: RefSeq, a predicted model, not a curated record